Messenger RNA from Lampris incognitus (smalleye Pacific opah), 1847 nucleotides. RefSeq lists its product as uncharacterized. NCBI's taxonomy places the organism in Eukaryota, Metazoa, Chordata, Actinopteri, Lampriformes, Lampridae. The record is from RefSeq and is a predicted model, not a curated record. The coding region runs from base 157 to 1161 and encodes 334 amino acids. The transcript has 8 exons.
CCUCCCAGUUACUGGACGACCCGCUCUACCCUCCCGAGUCAUGCUUUCCUGCGAAGCCUCCAGGAAGACGCAUGGCUUUUCAACAGCAUUAGUAAGAGGCUGUCGCCAGUCCCGUACUUCCUGGUGCCCACGGAGCCGCAGAUCUUGAGCAGAAACAUGGACGGGACAGACACUGCCAGACACAACAGAGGACGAUACUCAAAUCUGAAGCGGGUUCUUUUGCUCUUGUCCGUGGCAGGCCUGCAGCCCGGGUUAACACGGUCUAUGGAAGGAGAUGAGACGAACUCUGAUGAAAGCGAGGAAAGUGAAACCGGAGGCUGGGUGGCGCAGAUCUCCGGUCCAGACUACGUAACAGUGGGUGUGCCGUGCAGCUUCACAUGUGAUGCCGGCUGCCCCUCCUCCUCCUCCUGUACAUAUUCUAUGGCGCUGGACGGGCAGCGUGCACAGGGCCGGGGCAACGUGCUCGCCUUCACGCUCACGCAGUGGGUGGAGGCCCUCACCCUGACGUGCACCGCCGAGGACGACAAGACCGGCUUGACUGAGACCAAGACAAAGAAGCUGCAGGUGUUGGCCGGACCUGCCAACAUCUCCAUCCUGGGCUCUGACCUGAUGAGACCGUCGGUCAGCCACAGCUACAGCUGCCACGCCUACUGUCGGCCAUCUUGCCACUACACCUGGCGGGUAGAUAAGGGCCCGUGGAUCAGGAGCCAAGGGAAUGUCAUCAAUAUCACUCCCCAGGAACUAGACACGGCCAAAACAAUCAUCUGUAAAGCCAGCAACAGCGUGUCUGGACUCUUUGUUGCGGCAGCCAGAAAUAUAACUGUGACAUCUGGUGCAUCAGAAGUCCGUAUCGAAGGCCCAGAUUAUGUUGAAGUUGGGAAAAGGUCAAAGUUCACAUGUGUCGCCGACUGUACUCCUUCCUGUCGCUUCCUCUGGUCGGUGGAUGGUCAGAGUUUAAGGGGGAGUGAGAUUGAAAUGACAGUGGAACGCCCACUGAAGUCCAUCACCAUGAAGUGUGAGGCUCAAAACACACUCACCAGGAAGUCCACCACAGUCUCCAAAACUGUAUGGACGUCAGAUUUCAACAUGGCCCCCCAUGCUGACCAGACCACAGCUCUGCUCCUCUGCACCUUCUUCAUCGCCACUGUAGCUCUGCUGUGAUCCAGAUUGUGGCAGCAGAGCAUCAGGAGGCUAUGGAGCCAGGUCAAAUGUGGAGGACUUGGAAGUUGACAGAAAUACGAGAAAAUAAUUGAAUUCAUGAUGCCAACACCGUCUGCGGACAUGGAAAACAAUAACGACUGCAACAUCAAUAAAAUACACUGAGGAAUUUUCACAAACUGGCUCAGUGUCAUAUAUAUAUAUAUAUAUAUAUAUAUAUAUAUAAAGGCAAUUUAAUUUUAAACAUCAGUAUGCACGUACUACUUUAAAGCAGAUGUGUACUUCGGUAUGUGGCGUGGAAUUCUUUAGAGAAGGAUCUAAAGGGUUGUAAAAAUAUCUUUCAGCUCAAGAAAGUGUAUAAGGAAAGAAUAAUUACACAACGUGGGGUCCUCACGUAAUGGGUUUUCAGUUGAUGGUGAAUUAUUGUGUAUGGCUUUUUGAUUCUUUUUCAUUUCCCAUGUUGCUGUAAGUAUCAGUUGUUGAGUAACUGACUGACAGACCGUCUAGUCUGUUGUUUAUUUAGGUUUGAGUAAGGGGCAGGCAAAUAAGAUUUUCUUCUCCCUGCUCCUUUUCCAUCGUGGAAUGUGUAAAGUGAGUUGUGUUUGAUCAUGAAUUGCUUGUUUUUGUCUGGAGCUGUGUGUUAUUACCAUGAGCCCAAUAAAUCAUAAUGACAUGACAUAUAUACUAUA